Ixodes scapularis (black-legged tick) is the source of this 3224-nucleotide messenger RNA. It is a transcript of the gene GABPI, whose product is annotated as palmitoyltransferase ZDHHC23-B. The transcript is spliced from 5 exons. The record is from RefSeq and is a predicted model, not a curated record. Gene Ontology annotation, biological process: protein targeting to membrane; peptidyl-L-cysteine S-palmitoylation. The coding region runs from base 214 to 1317 and encodes 367 amino acids. Gene Ontology annotation, molecular function: protein-cysteine S-palmitoyltransferase activity. NCBI's taxonomy places the organism in Eukaryota, Metazoa, Arthropoda, Arachnida, Ixodida, Ixodidae. Gene Ontology annotation, cellular component: endoplasmic reticulum; Golgi apparatus.
AAUUUGGUGUCCAUUCACAUGUUCAUUUGUUUUUGUUGUUUUUUUGUUCGGUUGUGUCAGUUGUGUCUGUCGUCUUCAUGUCCCUGACUGGGAAGGCUCACGCUCACACCGUUUGAGCUAAAGCCGGGUGCAUGAAAAGUAACCAUUCAUUAGACGAGUCGUGACUGCAGCGCGUGAUUUCACGGGCUCGUACCGGCAUGCACGCCUUCUGGAAUGUCGGCAGGCCGGCGGAGUCCUCCAGAUGACGAUCUCUUCUGCUGCUGCGAGUACGAGUCCGAGUUGGGAGAACGCGCCCAUUUGUUGGCAUGCCUCUGCGAUUGCGAGGCUAUAGACGAAGUCUUUGAAAGGAUCGUGACCCGUCGUCCGGUCCCCCCCGUCUACUGGUCCCGGAUUUCCAGCACAGUGAUGGACCGCAUUCGGGUGCCCUGGUUCGGGGGUGCAAGGCGUGUCGAGCCCGACGUCAUGUCGGCCGUCGUCUUGCUGCCCACUGUGCUGUUGCUAGCAUGCCAUAGCUGGACUGUCCUCUUAGUCACAUUUUCGCUGCUACCAGUGUGCCUCAUUCUCAUUCAUCGGCGAGCUUCCAAGAACAAGACGAGGACAAGGUUCUUCCUGUCGUGGACGGUCACGUCGCUGGUGCUGCUGCUCGGGGUGUUCCACCUGGAGGUGGUCCCUUACCUGGAGAUCCUCUAUUCUGAGAACUUCUUCCUUAUGACCAUGGUCACCUUCACCUGCAUCUGCGGCUACCUGGUGCACAGCAAUCCCGGCUAUGUGGGUCCGGUCGCCGCCGAGAUGGUCAAGUCCAGCAACGCUGCGGCCUCCUGCAGCGUGGAUUUUGCCUACGGCGAAGGCGACACGUGCACGGUGUGCCAGUUGGUAAAGCCGCCCAGGUGCAGCCACUGCCAUUUCUGCGGCCACUGCGUCCUCAAGAGGGACCACCACUGCGUCUGGCUCGACACGUGCGUUGGGGAGAGGAACCACAGGGCCUUCAUCCUGGGCCUGGCUGGUCUGGUGGUGUCCCUCCUGUACGGGUCCAACCUGACCUUGACCACGGUGUGCCGCCCGAGGACCCUCUGGGGCACUGUGCUCGUACCAGAGAGCUGCUCGGAGGUCUACGAGGACAUCCACAUGUCCCUGUGCUUCGUGUCUGCCGUCUACGCCCUUCUUGUGGCGGUGCCGGUGGCCCUGAUGUUGCUGCAGCAGCUCUGGCUGGUGGCCCUGAACACCACCAUCUACGAGCUGCGCAGGCACCGCAUCGGCACCUACAGUCGGGGAAUCUGGACAAACUGCAAGAUGUUCUGGUUCCCAGACCGGAGGUAGCAUGCAGUCACUGCAGAAACCUGCGUCGGCUACGAGACUUAUUUAUUGAAGGGGGUAUAGAAAGAGGACAUGCUGGAUGCCCGUGAACUGUUUUUUUUUAUUUCCUCAGACUUUCAUUCUUUACACCUUUCGUUUUUGUUUGUUCUCCAGAAACUUCAGAGUAGUGUGUACUUGCCCAUGGCUUAGAGGUUCUAUGGUUUAAAGCAAAGUGCAUUUGUAGGAGUGACAAGUUGUUAAGGGAGACAACCUGCAGUAGUUUUAUUAAUGUUCUUUUUUUAUUUUUUUUUAUUCCAUUUUGUGUUAACAUACCUGUUACAAAUCGGAGGACACAAAGAAGCACCCACGAGGGGACCAGUAUUUUUCUCGGGGUUCUUAAACACCUACAAGAUUGACUGUAGUAUGAAUGGCCCCUGAUUGAUCAAAAUUACUCAUAGAUGUGGUUCAAAAUACCUAAAGCAAAUAAAUUACAACUAACAUAAUUAUUUUUAGGUAUGUACCUCAGCAGUUUGAAUUACCUCAAAUGAAUCGUAUUUGCCCGAUUCUAAUCCACACUUUUUAAUAAUGAAGUCUGUGCCCUUGCGGAGCAUGGUGAGACCCAAUCGAAAUGUUUUACUAGGGAAUACAUCCUACUCCACAAAAAUUCAAUGGCCUUGGCACCUAUAGCUUUUGCAUAGUUGGAAGAGCUGGACGUGCACAGAUUGGAGUUUUCUCCUUUGCAUCGGGAGGAGUGGCUGUUGCCAUCUAUCAUUGUGGAAACUUGUCAAGACAGCAAUGACACCCGUUUCAGCUGCCUUGCCAAAUCUGGUAUCUUGGUGUGUUGGCGGCAACCCCUCUCCCUCAGCAAAGCAUGACAGCAUGGACAGCACGUUGCACGUGCAUUCUCUCAGAUACUGGGUUUCCCCACUGCCCAGGGAGGAUUUGGUGCUGUGGGGACACUCUAGUGCAAAUAUGACCAGAGUAUAAUGUAUUCUCCUUGUAAAGUAUUUGGCCAUAUGAUGAGACACUUGAUGUGACUUGUGUUCUGAAGGUGAGUGCAGAGAGGAAAUUAGCUUUGCAGACUCAAGUGUGAGGCAGGAAAAUGAAGCUGUCUACAUUCAAAGCUUGUUGCUUUUUUAUAUUUAUAGUUUCUGAAUGCAAUAUUUAAUGUUUAACCACGAGAUUUACAAAAUUGAAUUACCAUUUGAACUUUUUUGCAGAUUUUAAGCUCGUUAUAAUAGACCUUGAUUUACAGUCUAAGCUCGUUAUAAUAGACCUUGAUUUUGACCAAGAUUUCGGUCUGUUGUAAGAGGAGUAUCUUGUAUGGCAGAUAUGAAGUUGUGUAAAUGGUAUGUAGAGGAAAACCAACCGAACUUCACAAAUCGGUAGGUUAUAUCCAAAUGUCUGUUGUAACCAGGUCUUUUGUAAUGAGCUAAGACUAACUUGAAGCCGAUGGUGGUGCAUGAUGAAUAAGUAGUCCAUCAUAGUUUUUUUUUGUAUAUAAUUGUGUGCUUGUGCUGCAAAUGGAACGCAUAUGACUUUGUAUGUACAGUGCCCACCAAACUUACAAAACAUGCAAAUUGUGUCUUUUCUUAUGGGAGUGUUAUCCUGGCGGCUGCCAGGCAAUGGUUUUGUGAUGUACCCCUCGACAAAUCAUCCCGUGCUCCGUAUAAGCUUGGUGAGCUCUGUACAUACAAGUGCAACACUUUUAAUGCAACAAAUGAUUGGCUUUCUUUUUUUCCUUUUUUUUUUUUCAAACCGAAAAGUUGUAAUUGAAAUUUUUUGUGUGGUGGAAAGUUCUUGUUUGGGACAUUUACCCAAGCUGUAAAUUUUGGUGCCUUCCAAAUAAUGUUUAAAAUUAAAGCGCAAAAAAAAAAAAUGAAAGCUGUUUACAACUCCCUGUAACGCCGAAUUAGAGCGCAGCUCUUGAG